UUUGGUAGAUCCUGGAUCCAAGCAUUGGGCAUGCCAAAGUUACCACAACAGUUACCGCUUAACAAACUGCUGGACCAAAGUGGGAAUUCAAAUUCUACUUGGAUUAAUUCACUAAAGCACAAAUAUAAGACUGUAUUUGAUGGGAACCUAGGUUUAGUGAAAGACAAGCAGAUUCAGCUUCACCUAAAAGAAAAUGCUAUUCCAAAAUUUUGUAAACCAAGAGUUGUACCAUUUGCACUUAAACCUAAAAUUGAAGCAGAACUAGAAAGACUACGAAAUCAGGGGAUUAUUGUUCCAGUGUCUAGCAGUGAAUGGGCUUCCCCAAUAGUUCCUGUCAGAAAAAAAAAUGGGGACAUUCGCAUCUGUGGAGAUUUCAGAGUGGGCCUUAACCCUCAAUUACUUGUGGAUCAGUAUCCAUUACCACGGAUUGAAGAAUUGUUUAGUUCUCUGGCAGGGGGUGAAAAAUUUACAAAAAUUGACUUGCAUCAAGCAUACUUACAGUUAGAGGUGCAUCCAGACUCCAGACACCUGUUAACUAUCAACACUCACAAAGGACUUUUUCAGUAUACGCGAAUGGUGUUUGGCAUUGCCCCAGCACCUGCAGUGUGGCAACGGAUAAUGGAUGAGAUCUUGGCAGGUAUUCUACAUACCCCACUGUAUUUAGAUGACAUGUUUAUCACUGGUGAAAAUGAUGCCACUCAUAAAGCCAAUGUUGAAGCUGUUUUACAGCGCCUACAGGAAUUCGGACUGAAAGUUAACAUGGAAAAGUGUGAGUUCUUCUGCAAGAGUUUAGAAUAUUGUGCACAUGUAGUGGACAAGAAUGGUCUCCACACAACUGCUGAAAAAGUGAAAGCGCUGGUUCAUGCUCCCACCCCUGUUAAUGUAUCUCAGCUACGUUCUUAUUUGGGGUUGCUCAAUUACUAUCACAGAUUUUUACCAAAUUUGGCUCAUUUACUAUAUCCACUACACCGCCUUUUAGAUAGUAAAAACCAAUGGGCCUGGACUGACUUAUGUACACGAGCAUUUGAACGCUCAAAGCAACUUCUUCUGGAAUCAAGACUCCUUGUCCACUAUGACCUUAAGAAGCCUUUGGUACUAGCCUGCGAUGCUUCACCAUAUGGUUUAGGCGCAGUACUUUCACACAUUAUGCCCGAUGGUUCUGAACGUCCUGUGUCUUUUGCGUCCAGAUCUUUAACUCCAUCGGAG
Molecule: messenger RNA, 1206 nt
Organism: Bombina bombina (fire-bellied toad)
Lineage: Eukaryota; Metazoa; Chordata; Amphibia; Anura; Bombinatoridae
Source: RefSeq, a predicted model, not a curated record